Molecule: messenger RNA, 3843 nt
Organism: Fundulus heteroclitus (mummichog)
Lineage: Eukaryota; Metazoa; Chordata; Actinopteri; Cyprinodontiformes; Fundulidae
Product: 5'-AMP-activated protein kinase subunit gamma-2
Exons: 17
Coding region: 405-3068 (887 amino acids)
Source: RefSeq, a predicted model, not a curated record
CCGGCGUGUCCGCGCUGCGCGCCGCCGUGCGCGCCGCUGCGCUGCUCCGCCAUGGAGCCGCCCGGCUGUCUGCGGUCCUGCUGAGGUUCCGAGACCCGGAGCGGAGGCUGCGGACCGGUUCAGGCUGAGGCGACCCGGGGCGCUGAGCUCCACCUGCAGCCGCUGGGCCGGCCGGUACCAGCAGAACCUGCCAGGCCCGGUUCUGCUGCAGGACAACGGACCAGAAUGCUCGCGCAGGAGCAGGACCACAUCCUGCAGGUGAGAUCGGCACCAGGAGGUCACGUGUUCACCUGCAGGAGUUCGCUCUGACCCACCUGGACGGGACCGCAGAACCAGAACCGAGCUGAGCCUGGAGGCGAGCGGCUCCUGCAGAUAAUCCGCUAAUCUGAGCAGAGAGGCUGAGGAUGGGCAGCACCGCAGAGAGGAGGCCCGAUGAAGAGGAGGAGGAGGAAGAGGAAGAGGAGGAGGCCGGCAGGAGGAGGAGGAGGAAGAGGAGGCCGCUCAGACUGCACAUGCCGGACCUGAGCGUCUUCACCAUGGCCUUCCUGGACGGAGACCCGGCUCAGGCGCACAGAGAAGGACGCAGCAAGGGGGAGCUGCUGUGUCGCUCCGCCAGUCCCACCAGGAGCUUUUUCCACCGCGCCCCGUUUGGCCGGCCCUCCAGCCCCCGCUCCGCCCCCGCCAGGACCUCCACCUCCAAGACAGCGAGCCCCGGUUCUCCUAGAACCAUCUUCCCCUACCAGAGUGGUGCCUUGCCGCAGGACUCCCCACCCAAGUCCCCUCGCAGGCUGAGCUUCAGUGGGAUCUUCAGGUCGGUUUCCAGGGAUUCAAACCAGCAACCCUCGUCAUCGUCCCCUGUUGCCAUGAAACUGUUUGGACGGAACCGCAGAGAGAAAGCCAGAGCCCACAGCCUGUCCUCCCCUCCUCCCCCUGCGCCUCCUCCCUCCCAUCAGAAGGAUGCCAACGAUUUCCAUCUGGAGACGUACCUGACCGAGCCACGGCGCCCAGAGACCAGGAGGCUACGCUCCUACUCCUCACCUCCUGACAGCGGACUGCGGGCCUCCCACCUGGCCUCCUCCCCUGUCAGCUCCGCCUCCACCUGCAGCCAACUGCCCCCUCAGGCUCCGCCUCCACCUGCAUCGCCUCCUGUGGGCAGACAGGUGGAGGUUGCAGACGGCAUGCCGGAUCAGCAGGAUCAGCAGGAUGAUGCUGCGUCCAAAGAGUCGGAGCGGGAUAUCUACAUGCGUUUCAUGAAGUGCCACAAGUGCUACGACAUCAUCCCCACCAGCUCCAAACUGGUGGUGUUUGACACCACGCUGCAGGUGAAGAAGGCGUUCUUCGCUCUGGUGGCUAACGGAGUGAGAGCCGCUCCUCUGUGGGAGAGCAAGAAGCAAAGCUUUGUGGGAAUGUUAACCAUCACAGACUUUAUCAACAUCCUCACCAGAUACUAUAAAUCUCCCAUGGUGCAGAUCUACGAGCUGGAGGAGCAUAAGAUUGAGACGUGGAGAGAGCUGUACCUGCAGGAGACCUUUAAGCCCCUGGUGCACAUCUCACCUGAUGCCAGUGUAUUUGAAGCCGUUCACUCGCUGAUAAAGAACAAGAUCCACCGGCUUCCUGUCAUCGACCCCAUCAGCGGCAACGCUCUCUACAUCCUGACGCACAAGAGGAUCCUGAAGUUCCUGCAGCUCUUUGUGUGUGAGAUGCCGAUGCCGGCCUUCAUGAAGCAGACCUUGGAGGACCUGGGCGUGGGAACGUACUCAAACAUCGCCUACAUCCACCCGGACACGCCGCUGAUCACCGCCCUGUCCGUGUUCACGCACCGCCGCGUGUCGGCGCUGCCCGUCGUGGAUCAUAGCGGGAAGGUGGUGGAUAUCUACUCCAAGUUUGAUGUGAUUAACCUGGCUGCUGAGAAGACCUACAACAACCUGGACAUGACGGUCACUCAGGCUCUCAGACACAGAUCGCAGUACUUUGAAGGUGUCAUGAAGUGCAACAAGCUGGAAACCCUGGAGACCAUCGUGGACCGCAUCGUGAAGGCCGAGGUCCACCGGCUGGUCGUCGUUGACGACAGGUCUCGUAUCGUCGGCAUCGUAUCGCUGUCGGACAUCCUGCAGGCGCUGGUCCUGACGCCCGCUGGUCUGAGGAGAAAGGAGUCCAUUCCUUCUCAGCCCGAAACCCUGGACUCAGCUCAGACAGAGACAGCGACUCGGGACCCGGGUCUGGAGCCUGAGGGGGGAGGCAUACUGGCUCAGGGGCUGGGAGGUGAGGCAGAGACAGAACCUGAAGCUGACCAAGACCAGGAUCCGGACCAGGGACUGGAAACGGAGACAGAAAGCCAAACUGAACCGGACCAGGAUCUGGUAGCAGGAGAGACCGCAGAGGAGACCUGCAGCAAGGAAGACGCUACUGAGAGCUGCCAGCAGGGGGAGGCAGCAGAGGGAGAGGCAGAGGGGGAGGCAGAAGGAGAGGCAGCAGAGGGGGAGGCAGCAGAGGGGGAGGCAGCAGAGGGGGAGGCAGCAGAGGGAGAGGCAGAGGGGGAGGCAGAAGGAGAGGCAGCAGAGGGGGAGGCAGCAGAGGGGGAGGCAGCAGAGGGGGAGGCAGCAGACGGAGAGGCAGACGGAGAGGUACUUAGAGAGAUGCAGAAGGAGACAGAGGAGGAGACACCAGAGACUACAGAGGAGACCUUCUGCAAGGAAGACGCUACUGAGAGCUGCCAGCAGGGGGAGGCAGCAGAAGGGGAGGCAGAAGGAGAGGCAGCAGGAGAGGCAGCAGAGGGGGAGGCAGCAGAGGGGGAGGCAGCAGACGGAGAGGCAGACGGAGAGGUACUUAGAGAGAUGCAGAAGGAGACAGAGGAGGAGACACCAGAGACUACAGAGGAGACCUUCUGCAAGGAAGACGCUACUGAGAGCUACCAGCAGGGGGAGGCAGCAGAGGGGGAGGCAGAGAAAGAGACAGAGGUGGAGGAAGAGAGGGAGGCAGGUGGAGCUGAGGCAGAUCAGGGGGAGGAUGGAGAAGCAGAGGGCAGAGGGGAUGAGGGUGGGGGAGCAGAUGGGGAGGUGGUGGAGUGAUGUCAUCACAGUGCGUCUCACUGGACUCUGACGACUCGCUGUGCUCGGGUCAAACCACAGAAGAAGAUGCAGAAGGUUCAGGAAGGCCGUCAGCAGGGUGGACUGUGAUUGGACGGCUGCUCUGGUGGGCGGGGCCUGUUACUGAUUGAUACGCACAUACCAGACCCGGCAGGCGUGAGGUUCUGGUUCUCUCUGUGGGGUUCUGGAGGAGUUUCAUUGGGAUCUGGUUGGUUCUCCACCCCCUGCUGGUGAAAGUCCGUCACUGCGGCCCAUUUAGGUAGAGGAAGGACCAUGAAACUCGACCAGAACCAGAACUGAUGCUGGAGCCACCCUGAACAUCUAGACUUGUGUCUGAUUGGUAGAGAGAGUUUUGAAUGAGCCAAUCACUGAUCAGCUGCUGCUCGUUUGUAACAUUUCCUGUUUUAUAGACGUAACAAAUCAAAUGUCACUUUGGUGUAAAGUUUUAAGAUUCUGUUGGAAAUGAUAUUAUUAUGGAAAUUAUUGUUUUUGUAGUUCCUGCUGCUGACUAUAAGGGGGCGGGGCUCUGCACUGUUUAGACCAAUGAGAGAUUAAACAGAUUUUACCUUAUAUAUUCAUAUAUCUACUGUUUUCUGCCCAUAGAGACGCUAUAAAUUGUAGUAUUUGGAAAAUUAAUAGCUGUGAUGUCAUCAUGAUGAGUCUGUGACAUCAUAGACUGCGUUUCCUUGGUGACGUGUAGUGAGUAGCUUGUGCUACUGCUGUGAAGACGAUGAAUUAAAACUGCUGACAGAAUUUC